AUGUCUGUGGGCCGGACUUUGGACACCCCUGCACUAGCAGGUCCUGAAUGUUUGACAACUUGCAGUCUGUAUCAGUCUCACACAGGCAGUGAGUCGUCCUCCAACAGCAGAAAGGAGAUGUUGCCCAAGCCCAUCACCAUAGUGACUCGCGAGUCCUCCUCCACUUGUUUUGUCCGCUCUGCAGCAGAGGAGUUUGGGUAUGGGGAAGGGCAUGCUGUCACUACUCAGACCCCUGUCCAGGUCCAUAGGCGGUCCUGCCAGCACCAGCUUUCUCAAGUAUCAGCUGUGUUGAACCCUCCAGACCCUCCGCCCCCUCCUCCUGCUCCCCCAACCUCCCCUCUGGCACCCCCAGCCUCUUCACCCUUGUCCCCACUUUCCCCUACUAUGUCCUUGCUGGAGGAAGGUGACUUACGCAGUAUUGAUCCAUGCAAGGAUUUAUGGGGCUCACGGGGUUAUGAGGACUACCGCCGUGCUGGGACCACACGGACCAAAGUUGGGGGUCUGACAGGUGGAGUCAUGGUAGGAAGUGGGACAGACAAGUCAGAGCUGUGUGUGGUGCACUUUGAGAAAGAACUGGCAGGUGUGGGUACUACAGGCUGUGAGGUUACUGUUGUGCUGGACACCAAAGGCUCUCGGCGCCACUCUUCCUCACCCACUUGUAUGCCUAAUGCCAUGUCUGGAGCAUCUCCAGCAAGCGGCUCCCCACAGGAGACGGGAAAAAGCUCACCCUCGCCAUGCUGCAUUCAUACUUCACUUGCCACACCCCGCUCUCGGACUCGCAAGAGAGGGGGCAGUGGGACCAGUGGGGGUGGAGAUGCCAUCUCACCUGAUGAUGACAGCCCAUGUCCACAAGGCUCAACCUCCUGUUCAUCACGCUGUGUGUACUGUCGCUCGGUGUUUAGUGCCUCGGAAAAUGGACGUGGCCGCUGCCGGGAUGCUCCGGAUCCAGCUCUACACUGCCUACGCCAGUGGACAUGUGUAUGGUGUGCUGAAAGCCUGCUCUACCACUGCAUGUCGGACUCUGAAGGUGAGUUCUGGGAGCCAUGUUCAUGUGAAGACUCGCUAGGCCGUAGGCCACACCCUCUAUGCUGUGCCGGCUGGAUGGCACUGCUGGCACUGUCACUCUUUGUGCCCUGCAUGUGUUGCUACCUGCCUCUGCGAGCAUGCCUACGCUGUGGGGAGAGAUGCGGCUGCUGUGGUGGAAAGCACAAGGCUGUGCGGUGA
Molecule: messenger RNA, 1224 nt
Organism: Neoarius graeffei (lesser salmon catfish)
Lineage: Eukaryota; Metazoa; Chordata; Actinopteri; Siluriformes; Ariidae
Gene: spred3
Product: sprouty related EVH1 domain containing 3
Exons: 2
Coding region: 1-1224 (407 amino acids)
Biological process (GO): negative regulation of MAPK cascade; multicellular organism development
Cellular component (GO): membrane
Molecular function (GO): protein kinase binding
Source: RefSeq, a predicted model, not a curated record